Messenger RNA from Cuscuta epithymum, 1889 nucleotides. NCBI's taxonomy places the organism in Eukaryota, Viridiplantae, Streptophyta, Magnoliopsida, Solanales, Convolvulaceae. The record is from the annotation of a GenBank genome assembly.
AUACUCCGUAUUUGUUUUCGACUUUCGGGUUUCCGCCUUCAAACCAACCCUAACAGCCUAACACAAUAAGUCAAUAAGCGGCCCUCUCACGUCACUCCCCGCUUCUACUCUCCGGUAGUCUGCUAUCGGCGAGCACGACACCGUGAAAUUAAUUUUUGAUAUCCGACGGCUGGGAAGUUAAUGUUUGAUUGCAUCUCCAUUUAUUUCGAAUAGAACUCCAUACCCUUUUCGCCUCAUCAAGGCGUUCCCUGGAUUCUUGUCUAUGCCAGAAAUGACUGCUAUGCUGCUAAAACCGGAAAUUGGGACUGAAUUGUAGAUCGUUUAGUUCGUUGAAGGAUUUGUUUACAAACUUCCGAGCUGUUUCAAACUCAUGGCUCGUCGUCGUCCUCGAACCAAACCUGGGUCGGAUCUCAUAAGUCAACUGCCGGAAGAUUUAAAGCACAGAAUAUUGGAGCGUUUAGACACUACAAGCGCAGCCAAAACUGCCCUUGUCUCAAGGCAAUGGAUGGAUGUUUGGUUGCGGCAUAGUAAGCUUGUCUUUGGUUGGCCACGGGGAGAGGAAGAUGAGGAUGGUUUCAAGUAUAUAGUGAAAACUAUAACUAACGUUCUUCUGCUCCGUACUGGGCCAGUUAAGAAAUUCAUGCUGGGGUUUUACCGAGAGUACCAUACUCCUGAACAGUCUGAUCUUGAUGUUUGGUGUCUAUUUCUAUCAAGAAAUGGUAUUGAGCAACUUUACCUAGGUAUUCAUCCUAAUCCAGACAUUGGCGAGAAGUUCACAAUACCUUUUUGCAUAAUUUCCUGCCCUACAAUAAAGACGCUGUAUGUUGAGGGUCUUGAUUUGUGUGUCCCGGUUUGUGCUCCACAUGGUGGUAUAUUGUCUGGUGUGACCACUUUAGCUUUCACCUCUGCUGAGUUUAAAGUCAAGGCUAGUAAAAUUCUCCGUGUUAACAUUCCUGACCUUGAGGAGCUCAGUCUACGUUUGUGUCAUGGGAUAGAUAAUUUUGUGUUCAGUGCUCCGAAACUUAAAAGGCUCAUGAUCCUUUAUUCUAAGUCUACUAUUGAUUGGAAAUGGUUUGAACUUCAUUUUUUAGGGAUUACGACUCUUUGUUUGACGGUAGACUCGGUUUUGGUCAAACCUGCAAGAAAUAUCCAAGAGCGGCUUCCAACUGCAAUGAAUCUGCAAGUGAUUAAGCUAUAUGAUUUUGCUUUUGUCUGCCAGAAGCACAUUGUUGUUGUCAUUCAGUUGCUUAAAAAAUGUCCAAACCUACUUGAACUAGGAAUUAAGAUCAAACCAAAGUCACAUGGCAUAUAUAAAGAAGAAGAAGAAGAAGACGAUUUCCCUGAUCUGAGUAUUUUGAAAGAUCCAAACAGUUGGUUUGAUGAUCGGGAUCUUUGCAAGCUAAAAUCGGUGAAGAUGGAGUCAUUUAAUGGAUUAGAGGAGGAAGUGGUCUUUAUUAAAACUAUCCUUUCAAGGUCUCCUGCCCUUGAAGAAUUUACUAUUACAGAAUCGGUAGAUAUGGACACAUCUCUAGCAUCCAAAUUCAAAAGGAAGAUGACCACCUUUCCUCGUGCAUCUCCAAAAGCAGAAGUUAUCUUCACGGACUUCGAAUGUCUCAUCUCCAGCGUGAAGAGUUUAUUCCCUAAAUUUUAGACAUUUGCAUCAGUUUAUAAGGUGCACCGUCAUGAGUUCUGUUUGUAUAUGUAACUCAAGAAUAUCAAUCACAUGUUUUGUCAGAUAAUUGGUGCCUUUGUGGUGUUUACUUUUAUUUUGUGGUGUAACUCAAGUUUAUAUAUCCAUCAUUAUUAUCCCUUACAUGAAAUAGUGUAUUAUGUCAAACAAAUUUUCAAUAUUAGAAAUGACAAUUCCACUUUUCCGUCAUUUGCGAUGG